Molecule: messenger RNA, 826 nt
Organism: Pundamilia nyererei
Lineage: Eukaryota; Metazoa; Chordata; Actinopteri; Cichliformes; Cichlidae
Product: EF-hand domain-containing family member B-like
Exons: 5
Molecular function (GO): calcium ion binding
Source: RefSeq, a predicted model, not a curated record
GAGAGAAAAAACGUUGCCUGUUCCGCCUGAUCACACGUUUGGAAUGGUCUUACCACCGGAUGAUUUUGGCAUUGGAGAGCUGAUCUACUCCACAGGUCCACGGCAGUACACGAGAGGCCCAGACAGACAGCGCAGCCUGGUGAAUGCAGUGAGGCAUCACCUUAAGAAGGUCAACUUUGAAAACUUCCCCUCCUUGCUAAAGGCAUUCAGACAUUAUGACAAGAAAGGAAAGGGGAUGAUUGACAAAGAGGACCUGCGUGCAGUGUGUCAUCAGUUCCAGCUGAACGUCAGUGAGUCGGUCCUGGAUGACCUGAUGGACUACUGUGACACAGACAAGGACGGGUUUAUCAACUUUCUGGAGUUUGCCAACUUUCUCAACUGGAAAGACAAAAUGCCCAUCAACAUUCGAGAGCAGUGCAUUAUUGCAAAUGAGCGUCAAACCAGCUCAGCUCCAGGUGACAUAGAAAGAGGGACAGCACAGCUUCAUGCCUGUCGGUUGGUUGAUCUUGAGGACUUGCAGCCUGUUGAGCCAGGCAGCUCACUGAAAACUCUUAGAAGCCUUAGGCAGACAAGGGCAGCCCCAGACCACUUCAGAACUACCUCCUCCCUCAUCGGGGCUGCAGGCGCUGGUCGUUUCCCAUCAGAUGGACGUACAUACGGGAUCCCAUCUGUGCGCUCAGAUCUUCCAGCUCCUCGCAUUAAAAGAGUCAGUGACAAAAACAAUUAUGGCGAUACAUCCACAGCUGGAGAUCUUCUACAUCCAUCAGUUCAUGCCCUGCAAGGUGUUUAUGAGGAACAUUUCUUCUGUCCUCGCAGCAAGGAGGAG